UCCACGUGUAUAACGUGUAUUGUCAUCAAUUUCAUUAAUUUGAUAGAUUUGAUUGUAGUCACAUAGGCGACAACAAAGAAAGACAGCAUGGCGGAGGCACACGAAGUCGAUAAAAGGAAACGAAAGAAGAAACGUUCUCACACACAAAUGGUAAAGAAACUUGCGCGUCAGAAAGACUUUGGCAACAAUCUGGACCGUGACACCUAUCACUACCUAAUUCGUAUUCUUGAGUUAAUACGUAAUGAUUCGUCCUUGCCCGAGAAGAUUAUGCUUGCGCAAAAUGUCUACCAGGAGAUAUCUGGUCGUGAGAUUGAAUGUGCAUGUAAUCAAGUUGGAUCUCGCGUCAUAGAUUCUCUACUGAAGUAUGCCAACCUAGAGGCCAUUCAAAAACUAACUCAGGCAUUCGAGUCCCCUCUGAGACGAUUAAGCACCGACAAAUUUGCCAGUCAUAUUUUACAGAAGAUAAUAAUAGUCUGUGCUGACAGAGGCAACAGAGACCCUGAGUCAAACGCAGAGAAUGUCACUGACGAAAAAACAAGCACAAAAUCAAAAAACACUGUUGAUACUAUCAUAGAUAUUAAGCCAUCUGAAAUACAGUCCUACAACAAUAUUGUUCUAAAACUGAGCAAAUAUGUUCUCAACAAUAGUGAGGAAUUCGUAUUUGACACUUAUGCUAAUCACGUCUUGCGAACAGUUAUAGAAUGUUUAGCAGGAUUAAUUGAGGAUCCUAACGAAUGUAAUAAGAAAUCUAGCAUGCCGGAUCUCACAAAAAGACGUCCUGUGAUACAGGAAUAUAAAGACUUGCUGAUACAGAGUUGCGACCGAUUGCAGAAAUGGCCGCAAUUCUGUGAGUUUGGACGGGAGCAAUUAACUUCUGGUUUAAUACAAUGCAUUUUGUACUCUUUGAAAGAUGUUGAUCCAAAUUUAACGAAAACUAUUAUCAAGAAGAUUAGAACCAAAUGUUUUAAAGUAGAAGAAGAUGAGAAGCUACCGAGCAUAUUUCAUUCCGAAUAUUCUAUUAGAAUACUGGAAGCUUGUCUGAUAGUAGCACAGCCGAAAACCUUUAAAAAAUUAUAUAAUAUCUUUUUUAUUGAAAAUUUAGAAUACUUAUGUUCAACACAAAAUACUAAUUUCAGCGUGCAAAAGUUAUUAGAUUAUUGUGUUACUAAAGAAAUCUUUGAAGAACUAUUUGACAAAGUAAUAGAACACUUUCCCAAAAUUCUCAAGCUUGGUUUUACCGGGAUAUUAGUCAGCACAGGAAAUGCAUGUUUGAGAUUGCAGACGAAACAAGGUCCAUUUGUUAAUGCAAUGAUCAAUCUACUAAAAUGCGAUGCAUCCUCAGAAAAUCAAACUCUGCUUGUACGAUGUAUAAUAACUUUAAAGAAACCAUCUCAACUGGAAGCUGAAUCAAGUAACCCACAACUAUCUCUCCAUUUACAUGGAAGUUUGAUAAUGCAAGUUAUAUUAAAGUUCAACAAACCCAUCAAAGCUGUGAAUUCUUUACUAGAAAUGAAUAACGAAGAAUUACUACAAUUAUUUGGCGAUCCGAAAGGAAGUCGAAUCCUGGAUGCUUUCAUGGACAGCAAGUACGUCGGCGAGAAGAGUAGGGAGAAAUUAUGUAAGAAGUUGCACGGCACUUGGGCAGAAUUAGCCAAAAGUACGCACGGAUCUAGGUGCGUGGAUAAAAUAUGGGCGUGGGCACGCAUGAAUCAAAAAGUCUUUAUUAUGGAGGAGUUGGCCGCGGCUGGACAAUCCUUAAUUUCCACGACAUCAGGCAAGAUUAUUUCUAUGAAACUAAACGUCCCCUUGUUCACGAGAGAUAAGAAGGAGUGGUCACAAUUGCAAGGGAAAAAUGAAAAGACGAAAGCAAUGUUUGCAGAUAUUAUUGAAAAGACCCAUGAGAAAUGAAAAUUCAUUUAU
Cyphomyrmex costatus is the source of this 1920-nucleotide messenger RNA. Its product is annotated as nucleolar protein 9. Lineage: Eukaryota; Metazoa; Arthropoda; Insecta; Hymenoptera; Formicidae. Gene Ontology annotation, biological process: ribosomal small subunit export from nucleus; endonucleolytic cleavage in 5'-ETS of tricistronic rRNA transcript (SSU-rRNA, 5.8S rRNA, LSU-rRNA); endonucleolytic cleavage to generate mature 5'-end of SSU-rRNA from (SSU-rRNA, 5.8S rRNA, LSU-rRNA). The coding region runs from base 88 to 1908 and encodes 606 amino acids. Gene Ontology annotation, cellular component: 90S preribosome; preribosome, small subunit precursor; nucleolus. Gene Ontology annotation, molecular function: RNA binding. The transcript is spliced from 2 exons. The record is from RefSeq and is a predicted model, not a curated record.